GCUACAAUUAUACCGACCGACGCUCCACGAAAGGUGGCAUCGCCGGUAAAUAGUUUGUGUCCAGCGAGCAAUUUGCUUUUUUGCAAACGCCGACUUUCUGGCGUCGCAAAGCCCGCUUUUCGGGAAAUCGGACAACUGAAACUCUGUUUUCAAGCACUUCCAGAUUGCGCUGGACCAAUUGACAAAUAAUUUGUUGGUCAAAAGAGUGUGGAUAACCAGUGGUUACAGCCGGUUGGCCACCGGGCUGUGGAUUCACCGCGUCUUUUGUGCCGGAAAAGCGCAAGGCUCAUAAAGAUCGUUUUCAACAUGGAGGAGGAGGAGGAGGAGGUCAUUAACGUGGACGAUCCGCUGAUCAUCAAUGCCAACAAAAAGAGACGCACGGAUUGUGGCCACUCAGUGUCGUCCAAUUCCUUCCAAGGGAGUACUGCCGCUGGCCAAGCCCACAUCCUGCAGAGCUUCGAGACGGAGAGGAUGCUCAUUGCCCUGGUGCGCCGCCAGCCAGCUUUGUACGAUGCCCGGCAUCCCAGAUUCCAGGACAAUGACCAUCGGGAGCGAAUUUGGCUGCGGAUCGCGCGCCAUUUGUCCACCGAUCUGACCAACUGCCUGGUGGCCUGGGCGGAGCUGCGCUCUCGCUACCAGCACCAUGUGCGCCAUCUGCGCGCCUUUCAGCGCAGUGCGGCUUCGGGCCGCCCAGGGAGCACACUACGCCGGCGACCUUGCAUGCGGCACGAGGAGGAGCUGCACUUUCUCUACGCGCACGUCUCCAGAUUCCCACGGAUGGGGGAUCAGCAGCCGCCGGGGGCAGAGGCUGCGGCGGCUGCCGUUGAAAUAGCGUCGACGGCAAGUGUGGAUACCAUUCCGGAGGUGGAGUUCGUGGAACCGCCGCCCGUGGACAUCAUCGAUGUGGAUCUCGUGGAGGAGUCGGUCUACAGCUAUCGCUGCACCAAUGACCAGCGUCGCCUCAUCGAGGCCGUGCGCGCCUAUCCCCAGCUGUACGAUCCCCAGGCGCCGGGCUAUGAGAACACACGACAUCGUGGCCUCAUCUGGGGCGCCAUUUCCAACGAGCUGCAUGACAAGGCCACCAAGCUGAUGAAGAGUUGGCUAAAGCUGCAGACGCGCUACGAAUGGGAGUUGGUCCAUCGGCCACUGUCUCAGAGCAGCAGUAGCAGCAGCAGUAGCAGCAGCAGCAACAGUUCGGAACUGUGCCAACUGAUGGACUUCCUGCGGCAGCAUGUCCUGCGCCAGCGCAACACUGUGAGCAAAGCCUCCAAAUACCUGCAGACCGGUUGGCAUGAGCCCAUCGAGCACUUCCGCAGCGUGAUGUCGCUGAUCAAUACGAUGCGCAAUAUGCCCGAGCUUGUCCAGCUGACGGACGAGUGCCUGGCGUUCAAGGUGAAGCCGCCGCGCUACGAUGAGUUCUGGACAAAGGUCGGCUUCGAGGUGAUGUGCAGCCACGAACGCUGCGAGGUCACCUGGCUGGUGUUGCGCUCCUUCCACAACGAACUGCAGGCCAUGCGACUGGCCGGCUAUCAGCUGCAGGACAAGUGGUACUUCGAGAACGCCCUCAGUAGCAUCUUUAAGCAGGUGGCCACGCGUACCGCUCGUCGCGGCUACAAGCGCCCCCACAAUGGUGCCGUUCUGCCGUCUGUCUUGCCGCCCGUUGAACCCGCCCCCCCUGUCGCCCGCCUGCCACUGGCCAUUGUCUACCCGCCUGCCUCCAAAGUAAUCACUAGCACUAGCAAUAGCACUAGCUCCAGUACUAGCAUCAGUACUAGCUCCAGUUCCAUCAUCUCGAAUGCCAGGAAUAGUUGUGGUCCUGGCCCAACAGUCACCAUGGCGAGCAGUUCAGCCGAGUCAUCGGUUCCCUCGUUUGUCAUACCCAAAAUCACAUCCGCCAUAAGUGUGGCAGCCGCCAACAUGAUGCCCAUGAAGGCACCGCCGCCCAGCAUAGUUCCCAUGAAACUGCCGCCCAAUGUACGGAUUGCACCCAAGGCACCCAUGGGUUUGGGCCCCAUCCCUGCCAGCAUUCAGUUGGCCGGCACGAACGCCAGUCCGGGUGGUACAGUGCGUGCCCUGCCCUCACGGCCCGGCGUGCAGGUGACGCUGAAGACCCGCCAGCGUGUGCCCAAUCCCACGCAGAUGACGUCCUCGUCCACCAUCAUUCGAGCGGUGAAAAUUGCCAAUCCGAUGCAAGCGCCAGCACAGUCAGCGCCACAGAAACAGACACAGCCACAGCCAGCGCCACAGCCAGCGGCCAGCGGAGUGCAAAUGCAGCGAUUUAGUCAACCGACGUCGCUAAAUGCCUUGCUCAGUGAUCCGCCGGUUUCAGUAGUUCCAGUACCGGUGCCGGUGCCGUCGACUCCGCUGCCCAUAUUGAAACCGGCGGCCACUUUGGUACGCAAAAUGCCGGCGAACAGCAGCAUAGUAACGGCUCCGGCGGGCACGCCAAUGGUGAGGAUCCAUCAGCCAGGUCUGCACAGCGGAUGGGAUGCGUUGCCCAAUGGCUCAUCGACCAGCAAAUCCAUGGGUUCAGUAACAACAACAGCAACCAUUACUGCUGCAACAAGAGAAGAAGCCACAAGCGGCAAAGCCACAGUUGCGACAAUUCUACAAAAAUAUCGACCAAUUGCACCAGCACCGCCGGGCACAAUCCGGAUAAGUAAAGCUGCUGUAGAACCUAGAGUCACUUUCUCAGCUCCUCUGGCACCGGUGGGCAUGCCAAAGGUAACGGCAAUGGCAGGCACAACAGCAGCAAAGUUGGCCACAAUAACAACGGCAGCAACAACCAAAGUUACAACUGCAUCGACUGCGUCUGCAAGAGAGGCUAAAGCCACAGAAACAGAAGUUAUAGCCAUACCAGAAACGCCAGCAACAGUAGCCCCUUCAGCAACAGCAACCAUUCCCGCAGCAGCAACAAUAGGAGUAGCAACAACAACAGCAACAGCAGCAACAUCAGUUGCAUUUACAAAUGCAAAGACUGCAGCAGUGGUCAAGACGACAGCAGCAGCAUCAGUUGCACCGCAACCCGAUAAAGAAACAACGGCGGAGAUCAACGCCAGCGAAAUAAUAGUGCAUCUGGAGCAGAGUGCGGUCACUGGGAAUCUGCUGCAUAUUUGGGGCGGCAACCUGGCCACACGCUACAAUCUCAAUAUGGUGAGGACGGCGACGCUGAUCCGCGAGGUGAUGGCUGUGCCCCAGCUGCACAAGAAGGAUGCGCGCUUGGCCGAGAAGUGUGACGAGGUCUGGAAGGUCAUCAGCAAGAAGUUCCACAUGCCAGAGGAAGCUUUGCGGGCGUGCUGGAGCUUUCUGGCGGACAACAUCAGCAUGUUCCCGCUGAUCGCGCCCAUGUCGGAACUGAUGCGUCCGUUCAAGAGCAGCGUGAAGGUGUGGGAGAAGUCGCACCGCUUGUUCAGCAAAUUCGACGAAAUUGCGCGCAAGUACCUGUGGAUGGAGCACAAGGACGUGCUGCCGGAUGUGAUCCGGCAUUUCCGGAAGCACGAGCACCUCUACUGCGACCUGAUCAAACCGCGUCCCGGCGAAAAGGUGACGCCACCGCGACAGUACACGGAUCAGGAGCGCCAGGAGGUGUGGCGCGUGGCCCGCAUAAAGUUUCCCAAUCUCAAUCAUCGGGACAUUUGGUCCAUGUUCAAGUUCGCCUUCCGCACGUACAUGGCGGAUCUGGAGCGGGGCAUCGAAAAUCCAUGGCCACAGAACUGGUGGCAGGCACUGGAGCAGCUGAGGUUCCUGGCCUACGUGCGCUACCAUCCGCUCGAGCCGUACUACUACAUUGUGCACAACAAGAUCUCCGAGGAGGUGAAGCGCUGCAGCAUGUACGAAGCUCUGAUGGCCGCCGAUCCUGCCGACAAGAGCAAGCCCACGCCCAGCAGCCUUCUGGCGCGCCUCUCCAAGGAGUCGAUGCCCUGGGAGACGGAGGAGGCCAAGCGGCUGCUCACCGGCCAGUUGAGUCGUCCGGGCAGAUCGGAGGCCGCCUUCCAGUUGAGCACCAAUGCCCUGGCACCAGUAGCCCAACCUCACACAGAUCCUGUGCCCUCACCCAAAGCACCAAUGGUAGAAUCUACCGCUUCCACUAAACAGACAACAAACGAUACAGGAAAGUGCGGCAAUGGUGUGGCGGCGACCGCCCCAGCAACUGAGAACACCCGCUUCGGCACCAUUCUGCCCACCAUCGAGGCCUUCCAGCUGACCCAGGUGCUGCGCCGCCAUCCGCACACCUUCGAGCGGGCCAGCACCAUCGACAAGCGAGCCGCCUGGGUGCGCGUCUCAAAGGAGAUGAAUGCCACAGUGACUGAAUGCCGGUUGUGUCUGCAGUAUGCUCUGCGCGAGAUGCGCGUCCUCAAAAUCACGGACCCAACGCAUCGCUGCACCAUGGGGCACAAGUACUACCGCCACAUGACCGAGAUCUACAAGCAGGUGACGCCGAGGGGCCAGCUGAAGGUCCGCACGCCGCAGCAGUUGAAUCAGUCGCUGGCGGAGCCCAUUUUGGAAGUUGUGCCGCAGCGAUUCGUGCCGGAGAUCAAUACGGCCACCUGCAGCCCCGAACUUGUGGUUAAGAACUGGGCCCAUGCCGUCGGCAACUUGUCCCACGCUGGCCAGGAUGCCCUGACCGCCAAGCUGACGCAGCUGUUCGCCAAGUACGCCAAGGAGCCGACUUAAUUCGUUUGAGCCCCCGCCACCGACACCGUGCGCCCUGAAUUCGCUAUGCGCUCUAUUAUGCCUCCCGAAUGCAUGUUAUUUAUUAUGAAUUGCAUUAAUUGCAAUAAACCCGUUUUUUUUCACAAAGCUCACAUUAUGUUACGAUGGGUAAACACCCAAAUAAACCUCAAAAGAACUAUA
Messenger RNA from Drosophila elegans, 4854 nucleotides. RefSeq lists its product as uncharacterized. The coding region runs from base 307 to 4674 and encodes 1455 amino acids. The record is from RefSeq and is a predicted model, not a curated record. NCBI's taxonomy places the organism in Eukaryota, Metazoa, Arthropoda, Insecta, Diptera, Drosophilidae. The transcript is spliced from 5 exons. Gene Ontology annotation, cellular component: transcription regulator complex; nucleus. Gene Ontology annotation, biological process: regulation of transcription by RNA polymerase II.